UUGUGGCUACAGGUGCGUUUCCUCCACCUUGACGCUCAGGUACACGGAUUUGGUCGAAAAGUUCGCCGAAACUGGCAUUUGUAAGCAAUGUGUGUGUAAGAAUUGCUUCAGAGAGGAUAAAAACAGAAAUGUUUAAUGAAAGGUGAAGAAGACUGCGAUAAUCCCGGAGCUGGUCGGCAGGAGCACCGUGUUUACUAUUUUUGAGCCUGUAAGUCAUGUCUGCUGGCAGCCUGAGACACAGCUCAGAACCAGGAAACCAUAAACAUAGACACAGUGAGAGCAACAGCCAGAGGUCAUCGUACGAGGAACGAUGUGUGGACCCAGUGGAAGAAAGGCUCCCAGCCCCAGAGCCAAAGAAGGUCCACAAAGCUUACCUGAAAGAUGCCAAUGGAAAAGAGUCUGAGGCUAUCGGCUUCAUUCCUGGCUCAGCUGACUCUCCUCCUACAGCGCAAACCUGCAAUCCCUGCACUUCCCAGAGGAGCUGUAGGAGCUUUGUGUGCAGCAUCCUCACCUGCGGCCUUUACAGGGUCUGCCAGCGUUCAAUCCUCGCUCCAUGUCUGGCACCAAAAGAGAGCUCCACUGAUGAACCAGAGAAAGUCAGCCUGCAUGCUGUGAACCCGGAAGACAAGAGGGAAGAAGACGCAGCAGACUGGCUUGGGGAUGUCUGCAUUGGCGGGGUUAAAGUUUGCCAUUCAGGCGAGUAUUUACAUGCUGUAGUGAAGCAGCCAUCGUAUGUCUCCCCGGCUGGUAGUCUCACACGGCCCAACCAACCUUCCCUGCAUGAGUCUAUGAAGUUUGAAGACUGGGAGGACAAUGAAGAGGAUGUAGACUCGCUGAUCACGAAGAAGCUGCUGGAGCUUUACUCGGAAUAUCAGAUCGAAGAGUUUGCCAGGUGCACCUCAGACUCAGUGUUUCUGAGGAAGACCAAAGACAUCGACCAGCUCAUCAACUCGCUUGCAGAGGAGCACAAAAUGGACGAGCAGGAGGCUGAGUGUCGACUGGUACGCGGAAUCAUCCGGAUCAGCACUCGGAAAAGCACGAGGAAGCCGGCCGUCUCCAGGAGAGAGAGGACACUGUCGGACAGCGGGAAUGAGACAAUGAAAGAGAGCGGUUCAUUUACAUUCAGCAACAACAAUGACUACAAAUCCAAUCCAAACAUCCAAAUAUCAGAGCUGACAUCCUCUGAUCAAUGUGCGAGAGAAAUAUGGAAAAACAAUGGAGGCCAGGCUUCUAGUUCGUCUAGAGCCUACUCCCCAUCUAAGUCUUCAGGCGCACCACUAAUUCAGACCUCGGUGAUGGUAUGAUUCCUGCUCCACACUGCUGACCUCUGCUUGAAUUAUUGUGUCUACAAGGUCACGUAUGAGGAGAUGAAACAUGAAACUACUUGCACAGGAGUCUCUUGCAUAGCUCGGCUCUCUGCUGAGACAACAGCUCUGCUGUGGGAAACGAAAAUAUGAAAACUCGUAUUGUCUGAAGGACUUCAGUGAACUCAGGGCUCUGUGUGUGGAUAUUUAUGGUUGAUAAAUGUUGUGUAUAUUUGAAGGAUAGCUUGAUUGAAGGUUUGCCCUGCAGGCAGAUAUUUUAACAUGAUUAACCGUCCCCUUGUCCUUGAAGGAGAACUUACCUGUCUUAUUCAUGAAACCUGAUUCGUACAGAUUAUUCUGCUGUUAUGCAAAGGAUGUCUGGAUUUAGAUUUGUAAACUUGUGUAUGGACUCAUAUUUCCGGCACAUUUUGUCAUCUUAUCAUCGUAGCUUAAUUAUGAGACUAUCGCUUUGCUCUUAAUAAACUGAGGUUCUUUAGA
Messenger RNA from Cheilinus undulatus (humphead wrasse), 1802 nucleotides. RefSeq names its product keratinocyte differentiation factor 1-like. Lineage: Eukaryota; Metazoa; Chordata; Actinopteri; Labriformes; Labridae. Gene Ontology annotation, biological process: keratinocyte development; regulation of epidermal cell division. The record is from RefSeq and is a predicted model, not a curated record. Gene Ontology annotation, cellular component: cell junction. The transcript is spliced from 4 exons. The coding region runs from base 216 to 1304 and encodes 362 amino acids.